AUGCCGGAUGGCAGCAAUGUCUCCCGACACCGCCUUGAAACCACAAUGAUCGGGGACCCGACCUCCCGCAUCGAGGGAGACACCCGUCACCCCCGAAGAGGUGGUGGUGGAGGUAAAGGUGGAGGCAAAGGCUUCAGUACGUGCUCAGUUGGUGGAUUUGGUGCAGGAAGAAUGAGUGGCUUCUCUAGAUCUGGAGGCAGCUUUGGAUCACGAAGUCUAACCCACCUUGGUGGAAGUAAAAGAAUUUCCAUUAGCGCAUCAAGCGUCCGUGCUGGGGGAGGCUAUAGUGGUGGUGGAGGAGGAGGGGGAGGAUUUGGUGGUGGUAUAGGAGGAGGAGGAUUUGGUGGUGGUAUAGGAGGAGGAGGAGGAUUUGGUGGUGGUAUAGGAGGAGGAGGAUUUGGUGGUGGUAUAGGAGGAGGAGGAUUUGGUGGUGGUAUAGGAGGAGGAGGAUUUGGUGGUGGUAUAGGAGGAGGAGGAUUUGGUGGUGGUGGCGGAGGGGGAAUUGGUGUUGGGGGAGGUGGAUUUGGUGGGCAAGGAGGUGACCCUGGCUUCCCUGUUUGCCCACCUGGUGGAAUCCAAGAGGUCACCAUCAACCAAAGCCUUUUGCAGCCAUUGAAUGUUGAUAUAGACCCAAAUAUCUCAAAAAUAAAAAUUGAAGAAAGAGAACAGAUCAAAUCGCUUAACAACAAAUUUGCUUCCUUCAUUGACAAGGUUAGAUUCCUAGAGCAGCAGAACCAAGUCCUAGAAACAAAAUGGCGCCUUUUGCAAGAACAGGGUCAAAAGGGUGUCACAAAGAGACCAGGCCUAGAACAACUUUUUGAAGCCUUCAUAAGUAGUCUGAGGAGACGACUGGAUAAUUUAACAAGUGAGAGGGGCCGUCUGGAUGGCGAACUGACCACUAUGCAAGAGCUUGUUGAAGACUACAAGAAAAAAUAUGAAGAUGAAAUUAACAAGCGGACUGAAGCAGAAAAUGAUUUUGUGGUUCUUAAGAAGGAUGUGGAUGGUGCCUACAUGAAAAAGGUGGAGCUGGACGCUAAGGUGGAUGCUUUGAUGGAGGAAAUCAACUUCCUAAGACUUCUCUAUGAACAGGAACUCUCGCAGACGCAACAACAAGUUUCUGACACUUCAGUGAUUCUGUCUAUGGACAAUAACCGUGAUUUCAACAUUAAGGAUAUCAUUGAUGAAAUUAAAAAUCAGUAUGAGCAAAUAGCAGCCAGAAGUAAGGCAGAAGCAGAGGCAGUGUAUGAUGACAAGUACAAACAACUGCAGACGGUGGCUGGACAGCAUGGUGAAAAUCUAAAGAGCACCAAAAGCGUGAUUGCUGAUUUGAAUCGCAGGAUCCAGAGGUUUAAGGCUGAAAUUGAGAAUGUCAAGAAACAGAUUGCAAGUCUUCAAGCAGCCAUUGCUGAGGCAGAAAAACGCGGAGAGCUUGCAUUGAAAGAUGCCCGGGAGAAAUUGACUGAGCUAGAAGAAGCUCUAAAGAAGGCCAAGGAAGACCUGGCCCGCCAGUUAAAGGAAUACCAGGACCUACUGAAUCUUAAAUUGGCUUUGGAUAUUGAAAUUGCCACCUACAGAACUCUACUGGAAGGAGAAGAAGACAGAAUAUCUGGACAAAUUGUCAACAAUGUCAGCAUCUCUGUGGUCAGUGGUGGUUCUUCAAGUGUAGGAUAUGCCUCUGGUGGUGGCGGAGGGUAUUCAACCGGAGGAGGAUAUAGUUCCGGAGGAGGAUAUAGUUCCGGAGGAGAUCACGGGGAUACCCUUGAUUAG
Messenger RNA from Spea bombifrons (plains spadefoot toad), 1767 nucleotides. Its product is annotated as keratin, type II cytoskeletal 1-like. The coding region runs from base 1 to 1767 and encodes 588 amino acids. The transcript is spliced from 12 exons. The record is from RefSeq and is a predicted model, not a curated record. Gene Ontology annotation, cellular component: keratin filament. Gene Ontology annotation, molecular function: structural constituent of skin epidermis. Gene Ontology annotation, biological process: keratinization; intermediate filament organization. NCBI's taxonomy places the organism in Eukaryota, Metazoa, Chordata, Amphibia, Anura, Pelobatidae.